Knipowitschia caucasica is the source of this 570-nucleotide messenger RNA. Lineage: Eukaryota; Metazoa; Chordata; Actinopteri; Gobiiformes; Gobiidae. The record is from the annotation of a GenBank genome assembly.
AUGAACCCUGGUUUAAUCGAACUGGGCAGGCGACGGGCGAAGGAAACGAAGGAAACGAAAAUGCUGGCAUCCAGAGCUCUUAGACUCGUCAGCAAACGUGCUAUUUCAACCUCUGUUUGUCUACGUGGGGGACAUGGGGUUGCCAAAGUUGACGACUACGCACUCCCUGUCUACUUUGACAGGCGUGAGAAUCCUCUACCAGAUAUCAGCUUUGUGCAGACUCUAACUCCAGAGCAGAAAUCCCUCAAAGAGAAGGAAAUGGGCUCCUGGGCAUCUCUGUCCAAUGAAGAUAAGAUUGCAUUGUACCGGAUCAGCUUCAACCAGAGUUUUGCUGAGAUGAACAAAAGCUCAGGAGAAUGGAAGUCAGUGAUGGGGGGAAUCCUGUUUUUCAUUGGUUUCACUGGCUUGGUUGUGCUCUGGCAAAGGAAAUAUGUGUAUGGGCCAGUCCCACCUACAUUUGAUCCUGAACAUAAAGCAAAAGAGUUGCAAAGGAUGCUGGAUAUGAGAAUGAAUCCAGUUGAAGGUUUUUCGGCCAAGUGGGACUAUGAAAACAAGCAGUGGAAAAAGUAA